Capronia coronata CBS 617.96 is the source of this 1089-nucleotide messenger RNA. Its product is annotated as DNA-repair protein complementing XP-A cells. NCBI's taxonomy places the organism in Eukaryota, Fungi, Ascomycota, Eurotiomycetes, Chaetothyriales, Herpotrichiellaceae. The transcript has a single exon. Gene Ontology annotation, cellular component: nucleotide-excision repair factor 1 complex. Gene Ontology annotation, biological process: UV-damage excision repair; nucleotide-excision repair, DNA damage recognition; nucleotide-excision repair involved in interstrand cross-link repair. Gene Ontology annotation, molecular function: damaged DNA binding. Bases 1 to 1089 code for a protein of 362 amino acids. The record is from RefSeq and is a predicted model, not a curated record.
AUGUCGCAGCGACCAUCAACCCCUCCCGCCAGGGUUGAUGCGGUUCAAGCGCGUGCUUCCUUGACCCCGGAGCAGGUGAGGAGAAUUGAGAUCAACCGCCUCAAGGCAAAAGCGCUUCGAGAGCAACGAGAUGCAGAAUCGGCUGGAUCCUCCAGUCUGCAGAAGCCUGAUGGCUCUGUCGCUGGACAGAAGCGUACCUUCGAGACAUUCUCUGGUGUUCCUGCAACGAUUCGAGACGCAAGGGCCGAUGGGGAUCCAGGUCGGCCCCUCGAAGCCAUCCGACCGGCGCGGAACUUCACAAAAUACGUUGAGUACGACUUGAGUAAGAUGACAGACACAAAGGGUGGGUUUCUGACAGCAGACGAUGAUCCUCACAACAAGGCAAUGCACUCCGAUGAGCAGGACAAUAAGCCCUCACACAUGACUCAGAAGGAUUGGGAAAGACAACAACUUCUAAAAUCUCUGCGCAACCAGAAGGCAGGACCCUUCGAGCCAGGUAUCAGUGCACUUGAAGACCAGGCUACUCAAUCAUGUCGAGAUUGCGGUACAUUGGAGGUGGACUGGAAGUGGCUUGACGUUUUCGGUAUUGCUGUGUGUAAUGCCUGCAAAGACAAAUACCCCGAAAAGUACAGCCUUCUCACCAAGACCGAAGCCAAAGAGGAUUAUCUUCUUACGGAGCCUGAACUAAAAGACGAAAACCUCCUCCCUCAUCUCGAAAGACCGAACCCACACAAGUCGACUUGGCACAAUAUGUUUCUGUACCUGAGAUGUCAGGUCGAAGACUACGCCUUUUCUGAGAAGAGAUGGGGCUCGGCGGAGGCAUUAGAUGCUGAAUUUCAACGAAGGGAAGCAGAGAAGAAGCGGCGGAAGGAGACCAAGUUCAAAUCGAAACUGGCCGACCUGAAAAAGCGGACAAGAGUGGAAGCACACCAACGAAGUCGCAAAGGUGGCGGUGGGAAUUUCGGUGAUGAUCUAGGCGACGGCAAGCACAUUCAUGACUUUGGUGUUCCGGUGGAAAAUCCUGAGAGUGGUAUUCCCGUGAAGAAAUGUGUAAUAUGUGGCUUGGAAGUCGAGGAAUUAGACCUGUAG